Molecule: messenger RNA, 1029 nt
Organism: Tetranychus urticae (two-spotted spider mite)
Lineage: Eukaryota; Metazoa; Arthropoda; Arachnida; Trombidiformes; Tetranychidae
Source: RefSeq, a predicted model, not a curated record
AGAUUAGUAAUGAAUAGGCGGAUUAAAAUAGUCAAGUUAACCAUCAGAUGCCACAUUGUUUUAAACUUUUGCUCGCGGCCUUUCAGUGAACAUAAGCCGUUUAGGUCAACCACAAUCUGUAUAAAAGUCCAAGAUUUUCGCGUUUUGUUAUCAUAUGUAUCUGUAUUAUUCAUCAGUAAACUUCAUUCGUGCCAGUUCAACCUUCUGAUCCUCAGUUCUUCAUUUAAACAAUCCAGUGAAAUCAUCUACCAGUGCAAUACACAAUGGAACAGUGCUUGACCAUCACUUUGCUAGUUCAUCCUCACACAGGACAAAUAAUCGCCGUAAACCAAGCUGUGCUUCCAUAUCCGGCACCAUACGUGCCUUAUGUACCAUACGUUCAAUACAUACCCUACUACCGUGUUAUGGGCGAAAUUCCACACGAAGAAUCAACAGAGGAAGAAGAAGAAGAAGAAGAUGAUAGUGACGAUGAAGAAGAUGAGGAAGAGAUCGACUCCGAGCCAGAAGAACAAUUCGAGUCAACUGUUGACUCAGUAUAUUCAACGUAUAACUCAGAAGUAUUUUCUGAAUAUUCAUCUGUCGAAGAGUUAUCUUCGCUUGAAGGUUCAUUUGUAAGCUCUUAUGAGAGCUCUUAUUCGAGCUUUGAAAGCUCUUCCGAAGUUUCGUUUGAUGGAACAGAUAGUUCUUACGAUGCCAGCGAUGAAGCCGAAAAUGAAGACUCUGAUGAAGAAACUGAAGACGACGACGAGGAAGAUGACGAUGAAGACGAUGAAUACGACAAUUAUAGAGAACCAAUCAUGUAUAUAAUAUGUAAGAGAUGUGGUGGAUGCCGCAGCUUCUAUUGAAAGUUCAACUCAAAAGGCCAAAAAAAGAAAAAACCCGUGUGAUUAGAGUAACAAAGAUGAAAAUAUAUAUUGCAAAAAGCCAAAUACUCUGUAGAUUUAUAUAUACAUAGCCUGACAAUUUCUUGUAUUUAUUUUAAGCAUUUGUAAACAUUCAAAAAUUUUUUUAGUCCUUAAAUAAAGAUAA